AUGCAAGACCCGAUCCCCAUCCCAGCCCGCCUCGCCGAGCGCAAUGUCACCAUGCGGUUCCUCAAGACUCGGUUCGGCGGGAUCCCUGUGCCACUGAUGAAGGGCGACUAUGUCGUUUCGUUGGAAAUCAUCCGGCACGAGCUGUCCAGACGAGUGUGGUCAUGGUCAUGGUAUCAGCCAGUGCCGCGCCAGUACGAGGACGACCUGCACACGUUUGCCAAGCAGCUCUCGGAAAUGGCCCUCAAGCGUAAUGGCACUGCCACGCCCACACCCACACCCACAGCCACACCGCCUGCGCCAGCGUCACCUCCCAUUCGCAUGCCGCACCGCCUGCUCACGUCGCGCAUCGGCUCGUGGCCCAACGCGAGGUCCGUCGCCAACCACCGGCGCCACCUCCUGCGUCUGUCGUUUGAGCACGGCGGCAUCCCCGUCCCUAUCGCGCACUGCGACUAUCGGUUCGGCAUGGAAAUGGCGAACAUGGUGGUCGGGUGGCAUCCGUACGGGCGGCAGUCGGGCCUGCUGGUGCAGGCUGCGCAGGCCCUGCGCCGCGCGCUCGCCGCUGCGCCUGCUGUUGGCUGA
This is a messenger RNA of Apiotrichum porosum, 579 nucleotides long. RefSeq lists its product as uncharacterized. The coding region runs from base 1 to 579 and encodes 192 amino acids. NCBI's taxonomy places the organism in Eukaryota, Fungi, Basidiomycota, Tremellomycetes, Trichosporonales, Trichosporonaceae. The record is from RefSeq and is a predicted model, not a curated record. The transcript has 3 exons.